Caenorhabditis auriculariae is the source of this 2757-nucleotide messenger RNA. Lineage: Eukaryota; Metazoa; Nematoda; Chromadorea; Rhabditida; Rhabditidae. The record is from the annotation of a GenBank genome assembly.
AUGCACAGAAUGUCGAACAAUUCGCGAAUCGUCCCAAUGCAACUGAUGCGAGAUCGGAGCGUCGACGAUUUCAAUGACCAGGUCGUCGGAAUGUUGGAUGAGGUCGAGAGAAGAGUCGAGCAAUUGAGGUUUCCGAUCAGAAAAAUUAUAAAUUUGAGCUUAUUUUAAUGUUGAUGCUCCAUGUAAAAGUCUAAGAAACCUAUUUAGAAGGAAAAAAAGUUCCAAGAAAAAAUCUGGGAAAAUUUUUAAUGGCCACUAUAGAGGCUCGCCAAGGACUACUUGGAGAGGACACUAAAGUGGCCUCUAUAGUGACCUCUAUACACCUCUAUAGUGACCACUAUUUUCCGUUUUAGUGGCCAGUUAAGUAGUUUUUCAUCCAGUAUUCCUUCCAAUAACUCUGAUAGUUUUAAAACAAACAGAUUGGACCAGUUAUGUUGAUCCAUUGACCCCUAAAGUGGUCACUAAGAUUUUUAGUGGUCUAGUAGUAGUACUUAGACCUCUAUAGUGGCCACUAACUUUUGACCCCUUAAGGGCCCACUAAAUUAACUACUAUAGUGGUCAUGAACACGUCAAAACCCUAUAGUGGCCACUAAAAAGUUUCACAGAACUUUUAAAAAUCAGAUUUUUUGAGAUUUACGUUUCUUUUAAGUAUAGGAUAGGGUAAAAAACGAGUAAAAAUAUUUUUUUAAAAUUCUAUCAGACUCGAAAAAGUAAAAGAAUUUCAGGGAAGCCGCCAGUCUCCUGGAACAAGAAAAAGACCUGAUUCUGGACACCCUGAAUAAUGUCGUGGUCAACACUGAUUUAUUACGUCUUGGCCAAGGUUUCUAUUUUAUUCAUUUUUGUUUUUGUGUUAAGUUUGAUUUUUCAGGCGAUCGGGAAGAUAUCAACGCGACGACGAAUCGAUUGGCUCAAAGAACGAAAGCUGUUGAGGUGAUUUUUUUAGACUUUUUUUCGUAUUUCUUUCAAAAAAAUAAAAAAAUCUCGUUUUCUAUAACUUUUGCGAGAAAAAAAUGUUCCUUAUUCAAUUUUAAACGAAGCUCCACUUGACGAUAGUGCGCUGGAGCGAAGUUGGGUGACUUUUCAAGCAUGAAUAAUACAUUUUCCUUUGUUUUCUUCUGUAGCUUUCCCUGUGGAUUUUUGAAAGGCUUCUAUGAUAAAAAGUUUCGAGAAACUUCAUUCAUUUUUUAUUACGAUGUUCCACUUGACGACUUUGCGAUGGAGCAAAUUUUCAGCGAAACGUGAUUUGUUUCUUACUGAAUUGUUUUCAACUUGUGCCUUUUGAGGUACUUCAAAGGUUUUUUUUAAAUCUCUUCUUGGCUACUGCGGCCAAUAUUAUCACGAUUCAAGCUUAAAAAAUAUUUAUUUUUGACUGAAAUAUUUUUCUUUUGUUUUUCAAGCUUCCUGAAUUAUUUUUGACUCGGUUAAGAAUUUUUUUCUCAUUUUCAAGUAAUAUAAAAACUUCUUCAGGUUGUCGUGAACACUCCGAGAAGCGCCGAGCAACAAAAAGCCUUGUCUUCAGUUAAUCAGCUGGUUGACGGAAUCGUUCAGAAGAUGACCAAUGACCUCAACAGCAGCAAGGAUGUCCGUAUCAUGAAAACUUGAAAGCGACUUUUUAGGGGACAAAAUAGGGCUUCUUUAGGGAACUUAAGUUUAGGUGCUUUUCGACAUUUCAAUGAUUUUUUACAAAUACGCAUAAAAUCCAUUUUUAAACAACAAAUGACGAAAAAAUCUUGCGAAUAGUAAUUUUUAGAGUUACGUGAAAGAAAGUUUUUUUUUCUUAUCUUUCUGUUUCAAUUGAGGAACAAUAAAAUCAAUCUCUAAUUUAUUCAAUUUCUCCAUUUUUAUCCUGGUAAUCUCCAAAUUUUAAUUUAUUCAUUAGGAGUAAACUUUUGGCCGCACGUAGAAUGACUCAACUGGCUCGUUUUUCUCACCUGAAAGAGGAACUUUGAGUAAUGAACUUGUUAGUGCGCCCGACCUGAAGCGACUUCUUCACAAUGUAACAGAAUGCUACUGCGCGUAAGUUGUUUAGUGUCGGGCGCGUUCCACAAAAAAUGCUUCACAGCUGCUCCGAAUGAGCCGUUCUCUGUUGAGGGUCAAGAAUAUAAAAAUCCAGACUGCAACUUUACAAAAAAAUGAAAAUGUUCAGAUCUGCAAUCGGUACCUCAACGCUUGCGAUCCUGAAGAACGAGGCCCGAUUGAUCAGAAAUUCCAAGCACAGGUUUGUUUCAGAAAUACCCCCCCGGUCAAUUCGAAACUUUUUUUCAAGAGUUUCCAAGAAAAGGGCAUGAAAACAUGUAUGAAAAUCCAGAAAAAAAGCUUGUGAAAAAGCGGGACAAAGCUCUAAGAAGACUUCGAAAAGUCUCCAAGAGACCUCAAAAAAACGUCUCUGAGACGCAUAGAAAAAAUAAAUUAGAAAUAUUGACAAGGUCUUCGAAAAGACAUCAAAAAAAUCUUUUGUCUACAGAAAAAAAAAUUCAUCUUCUUUUUCCGUUGUUUGAUGCACAGAAAGAGGAAAUUUUAAACUUUUUUGAAGCUCUUGGUAGUUUGGGUUAUCAACCUUCAGAUAACUUUUGUUUUCGGCCUUUUCUUCAAAAAUUUCCCUCUUGCAUUCACUUUCCAGUACUGAAUUCCUGUCAUUUCCAGAUCAUCGAAUGCACCGCCGAUGAUCAGAAGAAGAUCAGGAAGAAGCUCAAUCAGCUCAUCAGCCAAAUCGAAAGAGCCGAACGUCAAUGUAUCCCCCAAUGGUAUAAUAAUUAG